CCACCGAACGAUCGAGUGAAGAGCAGGCAACGGUACAAAUUUGUAGGAAGUCCCUAAUUCACUCACUUCCAAGUAAUGUGCUCAACUCGGGACAAACCGCGGCAUUCCAACCUACAAUGCCAACACAGGCAAACUUUGUGAGAACGCCAACGCAACCAAAUGAAACCCGACAAUACAACCACCUCCGCGAAAUGAUAAUUUACAAUGCUCCAGUACUCUACGGCGCAUCACCUCGUGUACUUCAUCACGGGUAUUCCGUCAUCACCACACGACUUACCGCGACUAUCGGCAAUGAACACCAAGCAGCACUAGUUGCAUUCUCUGGUCCAAAUGGCUCGGUUCAGGGUAUUCUUCUCUGCAAAAGCGAACCGAAAGCAUCGCCGAUGGACGCUAUGGAAGACCUCUUGGCCAGUAUGGAACGAGAACUGGGUGGAAUGUUGAGCCAGGCUAUAUCCGGAGAAAAAAUACCUUACAAAACCGACCAGAAUUUCCAGAAGCAGAGCGAGGUUUUUAUGCGAGAAGCAAAACCUGUACACUCUAAAUUAGCUUUUCUCCAGCGAUAUGCCGCUCCUAUCGCUCGAAGGCUAUCGCUAGCACCCAGCGUGCGAUCUACCCCAGACUUGAAUCAGAUGAUACCCAACCGACCACCCCGAAAUCUGUCAAACAUAGCUUUGAAUGGAGAUACUGUGAAUCCAUUCAGAAACAAGUUGUACCGCAAGCCCGCACCUCCGAUUCAGGAUGGGUACAAGGCAUAUGAGCCGCCUUCGCUACCAAGUCAACUAGAGGAAUAUGAAGCGUACCGCAAGCCUGCACCUCCGAUUCAGGAUAGGUACAAGGCAUAUAAGCCGCCUUCGAGUCAACCAGAGGGAUACACAGCGUACCGCAAGCCCGCACCUCCAAUUCAGGAUGGGUACAAAGCAUAUAAGCCGCCUUCGCUACCGAGUCAACUAGAGGAAUAUGAAGCGUACAGGAAGCGCACACUGUAUUGA
Molecule: messenger RNA, 989 nt
Organism: Periconia digitata
Lineage: Eukaryota; Fungi; Ascomycota; Dothideomycetes; Pleosporales; Periconiaceae
Source: the annotation of a GenBank genome assembly